This is a messenger RNA of Sycon ciliatum, 2271 nucleotides long. RefSeq lists its product as uncharacterized. The record is from RefSeq and is a predicted model, not a curated record. The coding region runs from base 320 to 1939 and encodes 539 amino acids. The transcript is spliced from 3 exons. Lineage: Eukaryota; Metazoa; Porifera; Calcarea; Leucosolenida; Sycettidae.
GCAACCCCCUUUUUUGUGGCUUGCAAACUUGCAGGACGCGCAGAACCUUUGCUUGCCAGUUUGUUGCUGCUUCGUUCUCCGGACCACAGCAUUGCAAAUGCAGUUGCAAUGACCACCGCCUGCCCGUAUCCACCAUUGCGCGGCGGAGUGGCAGAACGCGCGCCGUGUUGCACACACAUCUGCCACUACUAGUACUUUGUUCGUGGCCGAAAUUGGUGCAUGGAGUCCCAUAAUCAUCUCAGUGAGUUUGUAGUUUGAAUUGUAAUAGUUCAAAGACGACGCCUGUCUGAGAAGCUUUUCUCGGCUGCAUCACGAUCGAAUGACAAUGCCUUUACCGAGUGACAGCAAAUCGUGGAAUCUUCCCGGCAAUGCGAACAACAACAACAAUCAGUCUACUUCGCCCCCCUCAAUAAAGCAAGUGGAGAAGCAGAUCUCCUGGCAUUUUGACAUGUGCCGAUUUGCCGAGCGUCUUCGCAAAUACGAGGCCAUUUGGAAUGUGAAGUGUCGCGACUAUGGCAACCGCGACAAGCGCAAAGCCCAGUUCAAAGCCCUUGGCAAUGAAUUUGGUCUGACCGCUGAUAGCGUGGAGUGCAAAUACCACAGCAUGCGAACAUACUAUGUGAAACAGAAGAAGAAGACGCAGUCGAUGUUCAAGAAAGCCGGCAGCAACAGCAGCCAAUCAUCAUCCGAUGCCUUCACACCAGUCUGGCCGCCGUACAAGUUGCUAUCGUUCCUGGACGACACCAUAGACCAGCGCGCGCCGAAGGACAGCUCUCACACGCUGGAGCUGGUCGACACCUCCAUGCCGAUGGAUCAGUGCGACAACGGCUCGGAGAACACGGAAAUCGACCCGUGCGAGGUAUGCAUUCUGUCACCGGUGCCGCUAAUGCACUCGCAGUCCUUGCCAGUUCCACUGACGCCCAUCGACACGCCAACAAUGCCGCCGUAUCGCAGCGGCGGCGAAGCAACCGAGGGAAUGACGACAACACUGGGCAGACGAUGCGGAUCCAAAGUACGGCGGGAGUCGCAAUCAGACGACUGCGGUGGCGGUAAUUUCUUCACGUUCGAUGACGACGGGAGCAUUGUGCAUGCUAGUCGAGCCAAACACGCCAAGAUCGAGCCCGACGUGGGUGCGUUCGUCCAGAUGAUUGGCCAUCAGCUAAACUCUGUGCGUCAUCCUUUGCGCCGCAUGCAGAUCAUGCACCGGGUGCAGGGUAUCGUCGUCGAGGAGGUGCUGCGUGGAUCGCCACCACCGGCCGGAGCUCCGGUCCAGUCACCACCCACAGCCAUGUCGCAGGCGUCAUCUCUGUACCAGGCACCGGGCGGCGCAUACCUCGUGCGUCAUGGCAACACCUCGCAGCCCACCUCCAUCCUGACGGCGCCGACGUCGACAUUCGUACCGUCCAUACCGAUGCCGGUGAUGCGUAAUCACUUCCCCGGCUCGGCAGCCGGCGCGCGUCCCGGUGGUCCGUCGGCCGAGUCUCACGAGCCAGCCUCGCCGCUGCACAGCCCCACGGAAACGGUUGCCAUGGUGUCAAUGCUCUCGGUGGACGCGCCCCUGGUGAAGGCGCAGGCGGGCGUGGCGGCGGUCAUGCCCUCGUUCUCGCAGCGCGGCGGCAUGCACCGUCCACUCAACGUUGCCGUGCCGACGAGCGGUAAUCAACAUGGCAGUGCCAUGCACAAGACAUUCCCAUCAGCUCAGCACCGGCAACAGCAGCUGCAGCAGCACCAUCGUCAUCAUCACCAUCAUGGCAUGGCCGCGCCAGCAUCAGCGUCAAGCAACAAUGGCGGCCGAACGGGCAACGGACACCAAUCCCAACGUGGCGGCCACUUGUCUCGACGUAACGUCAGUGACACACAGGCCCAGCAGCAGCAACAGCAACAGCAAGAGCAGCACUCCGAGGACCGUGAUGUUGAUAUAAACGUUGUACAGAGCUAGCCGCUGGCGAAGGUUUUGUGUGGUCCCGUGUGGAUGCCAUGCGGUGUCUUCGCUGCCUCGCUGUGUACCCUGCAGUACUGCUGCGUAGUGCGUGAGAGGUUUGUGCUGCGAUGUGUGAUGUGUUUUGUCCAGGUUGACAUAGGAGAGAGUGAGUGUGUGUGUGUGUGUGUGUGUGUGUGUGUGUGUGUGUGUGUGUGUGUGUGUGUGUGUGUGUGAGAGAGAGAGAGAGAGAGAGAGAGCGAGAGAGAGAGAGCGUGUUUUUGUGUGUUGGUGUUGGUGUGGUAGACAGACAGACAGACGGACUGUUUGUGUGUGCGCUUGUAUAUCUCUGC